Molecule: messenger RNA, 1401 nt
Organism: Tauraco erythrolophus (red-crested turaco)
Lineage: Eukaryota; Metazoa; Chordata; Aves; Musophagiformes; Musophagidae
Source: RefSeq, a predicted model, not a curated record
AUGGAGCUGGUGAGCCAGCGAGACCCCCACCUCCGAGAGGCCGUGCGGUUUGCCGUGUGCUGCAGAGCCCUGACGCUCCCGCUGCAGGCUCUGUUUAACCUCCUGAUCCCAGAUCACGCUGCAGACGCCUUCUCUCCGCCUCGCCUGUCCGAGCCUGGCCUGUGGGACAUGCUGGUGGAGCAGCUGCUGGGAGGCCUCUCGCACUGGGACGCAGAGCACUUCCUCUUCAUCGCCGAGCACGGUUACCUGUACGAGCACAACUGCGCCUUCUUCCCGCUGUACCCCCUGAGCGUGCGUGCCGUGGCCGAGGGCACCCUGUGGCCCCUGCAGCAGCUGCUGCGGCGGGGGGGGCCCCCCCCCCUCUCCCCCAGCAUGUUUGCCUUCCUGGCAUUCAGUGCCAUGUGGCAACUGGAGAAGGGGCAGAGCUGGCUCAGCGGGCUGCUCUUCUCCCUUGCUUCUGGGGUGCGUGCCAAUGGGCUUAUUAACGCUGGCUUCUUUCUCUACUCCUGCGGUAAACACUUUGCCCUCCAGCUCCAGGUGGGUUCAGGAUCGGUAAGGAAGCUCCUUCCGUUGCGGAAGCAACUCCUUCACAUGGCAUCUUCAGCGGUUCUGAUGUGUGCAGGGAUUUUUCUGCCUUUUGCUUUAUUUCAAUAUUAUGCCUACGUGAGGUUCUGUGGUCCUGGCUCCGGCCUGGAGCAGACUGUUCCCAAGCCACUGCUGCAGCUGGCUCUGGACAAGGGCUAUCACCUGCCGGCCACGAACGGGGUUAAAUCCCCUUGGUGCUCCCAGCGAUUCCCCAUGGUCUAUUCCUAUAUUCAAGACACUUACUGGAACGUGGGCUUUCUAAGGUAUUUUGAGCUCAGACAGAUCCCAAAUUUCUUGCUUGCUUUGCCUGUCACACUUCUGGGCUCUUGGGCUGCCUGGACCUACAUCAUUGCAAACCCCCGGCACUGCCUAACUCUUGGUCUAGAGAGAAGAAAGAACGAAGAAGAGGGUAAGCCAAGAGCUGGAUUUUGUUGCCCUGCUGUCUUCGUGUACGUGGCCCAUGCCACGGCCCUGCUGGCGUUUGGAUUCUUCUGCAUGCACGUGCAGGUGCUGACCCGGUUCCUCGGCUCCUCCUCUCCCAUCCUGUACUGGUUCUGUGCUCACCUGCUUCAAGAAUAUGAACCUUUGCUCUGGAGCGAAGGGACUGAUAACGAAACCGCGGCACCUCGCUCCGAGAAGUCUCUUCUAGGUAAAUCUCCUGGUUCCUGUGGGAAAGAGACUUGGGACAACCCGGUCGUGAGGCUACUGCUGAACUGUAGAUUAAUCACCCCCCUCAGCAAGUGCAUUCUCGGAUUCUUCCUGUCCUACUGGCUGCUGGGACUGAUUCUGCACUGCAACUUCUUGCCGUGGACGUAG